This is a messenger RNA of Nylanderia fulva, 1182 nucleotides long. RefSeq names its product odorant receptor 10-like. Gene Ontology annotation, molecular function: odorant binding; olfactory receptor activity. The record is from RefSeq and is a predicted model, not a curated record. Gene Ontology annotation, cellular component: plasma membrane. NCBI's taxonomy places the organism in Eukaryota, Metazoa, Arthropoda, Insecta, Hymenoptera, Formicidae. Gene Ontology annotation, biological process: sensory perception of smell; detection of chemical stimulus involved in sensory perception of smell.
AAUUGAAUCGUAUAAAUUUGGAAAUGGUUGGCCUCUGGCCCAAAUUAGAACAAAACUCUGAAAAGAAAUUAACAUGUACUUUACGCGUGUUUGUUAUUUGUAUAGGGUUUUCGUUAAUAAUUCCCGCUAUACAUUCGUUGAUUAGAAUUCAUACAGAUAUCAUGUUAGCAAUAGAUAAUUUACAUUAUACCUUACCGCUGAUAAGCAGUCUUAUGAGACUUAUGGUAUUCUGGUGGAAAAAGAAAGCUCUUGUAACAAUUGUAAACAUGAUCGCGGAAGAUUGGUUAAAGUCAAAAAGCCUUUACGAAAGGACCGUGAUGAUUAAAUGGGCGCAACGUACACGUAUAUGUGUCAUAUGUGCAUUUUCCAUAAUGGGAAUAGCAUAUGGAAGUAUCGUCAGUACGACCAUUUUCGGAAAAUCGAUGAGAUUGACAUCGAAUAUCACCGAUCCAGGCAGACCAAUGCUUUUACAAACCUAUUACAUUUACGAUGUAACGAAGAGGCCGCAGUAUGAAUUUACAUUAAUUUUACAAAUAGUAUCUGUCUUCAUCGUUAUUCUACCUUAUACAGGAAUAGACACUUUUCUUGGAUUACUGGUGUUUCAUAUUUGUGGUCAGUUAGAUAUUCUAAAAAGUCGUCUGGUACAUUUACAUCAAUACGAAAACUUUUCUGACAUAUUGAAAGACAGCGUGAGAUGCCACAUUCGGUUACUCAGAGCUGUUGCUAUUGUAGAAGAUGCAUAUAAUAUUAUACUUUUAAUACUCUUAUUAUACUUUGGUAUACUUUUCGCAUUUCAAGGAUUUCUACUAGUUAGUCUAUUUGACGAAGAAAAAAUAUCGAUCAUCCGUUUGUCAACUCUUCUCGUCGGCAUUGCAAAUAUAUUUAUUCAUAUGUGUCUUUAUUGCGCCAUUGGCGAAGUAUUAAUGACUCGAUACGAUGCAAUUCAUUAUGCAGUGUACAAUAAUGAAUGGUAUUUUCUGGAUUCGAAGAAAAUGAAAGACCUAAUCAUUUUUAUGAUUAAAAGCGGUGUACCAGUAUAUUUCACUGCUGGAAAAAUAUUUCCUAUGACAAUCGCCAUGUUUUGUAGUUUACUAAAAACCUCAGCCGGUUACAUAUCCUUUCUACUUACAACGAGAAAUUAAUCAGACAUAUGAAAGAAUAGAGUGGCUUUUUUGAUAGAGU